CAAUGUAAUGGAGUUCCGCUGCCUCCCUGCUUUCAUGCCAUAGACAUAGGAAGCUAGCAAAAGUGCUACGCGAGACUCGUCUAGGCCUCCUUGACCAGUGAACAGCUACUAACCUAGUAUUGGGGGAAAGGGCAAAAAUAUUCCUUUAUGAAUCUGUUCGAGGACCGUUAAAAUCCCAAAAUAUGGUGGUUCUCAAAAUUCGAGACCAGCCCCCCUUGCUGAAAGCUAUUUUCAAUGUCGACCCAGAUGAAGUCCGCUCACUCAUAUUCAAAAAAGAGGAUGUGAAUGCACAGGACAAUGAGAAGCGAACGCCACUUCAUGCUGCUGCUUAUCUUGGAGAUGCAGAAAUUAUAGAGUUGCUGAUUCUUUCAGGUGCAAGAGUUAAUGCCAAAGAUAACAAGUGGCUGACUCCCCUGCAUCGGGCUGUGGCCUCCUGCAGUGAGGAGGCUGUGCAGGUGUUGCUGAAACACUCAGCAGAUGUGAAUGCCAGAGACAAGAACUGGCAGACACCCCUUCACAUCGCAGCAGCUAACAAAGCUGUCCGCUGUGCUGAAGCCCUCGUCCCUUUACUUAGCAAUGUGAAUGUAUCUGAUCGAGCAGGCCGGACUGCGCUUCACCACGCAGCCUUCAGCGGUCACCUAGAGAUGGUGCGGCUCUUGCUCUCCAGGGGAUCAAACAUCAACGCUUUUGACAAAAAGGAUCGGCGUGCAAUCCACUGGGCAGCUUACAUGGGGCACAUAGAAGUGGUGAAACUGUUGGCAUCUCAUGGCGCUGAGGUGACCUGCAAAGAUAAGAAAUCCUACACUCCCCUGCACGCAGCAGCCUCAAGUGGAAUGAUUAGUGUUGUCAAAUUCCUCCUGGACUUAGGAGUGGAUAUCAAUGAACCCAACGCCUAUGGAAACACACCCCUCCAUGUGGCCUGCUACAACGGACAGGAUGUGGUUGUCAAUGAGCUCAUCGAGUGUGGAGCUCACGUCAAUCAGGUGAAUGAAAAGGGGUUUGCACCUCUCCACUUCACUGCUGCGUCACGCCAUGGCGCCCUCUGUCUGGAGCUUCUGGUGUGCAACGGGGCUGAUGUCAAUAUCAAGAGUAAAGAUGGUAAGACACCUCUUCACAUGACUGCAAUCCACGGCAGAUUUUCCAGAUCUCAAGCCAUCAUUGAGAAUGGCGCUGAGAUCGACUGUGAAGAUAAGAACGGGAAUACACCUCUACACAUCGCAGCUCGAUACGGACACGAGCUCCUAAUUAACACUCUCAUCACUAACAGAGCUGACACAGCAAAGAGGGGGAUUCAUGGGAUGUUCCCGCUGCACUUGGCCGCUCUCAGUGGUUUUUCUGAUUGCUGCCGAAAGCUCUUGUCUUCAGGCUUCGAUAUCGAUACUCCUGAUGAUUUUGGUAGGACCUGUUUACACGCUGCAGCUGCUGGAGGAAACCUGGAAUGCCUGAAUCUUCUUCUCAACACUGGGGCAGACUUCAACAGGAAGGACAGCUUUGGCAGGACGCCUCUGCACUACGCUGCUGCCAACUGUAAUUACCAGUGCCUGUUUGCUCUGGUGGGUUCUGGGGCCAGCGUCAACGACCUGGACGAACGGGGCUGCACUCCCCUCCACUAUGCCGCCGCCUCAGACACAGAUGGAAAGUGCCUGGAAUAUUUACUGAGAAAUGAUGCAAAUCCAGGAAUUCGGGACAAUCAGGGUUACAAUGCUGUGCACUACGCUUCGGCAUACGGACAUCGUCUUUGUCUGGAGCUGAUUGCAAGUGAAACCCCCUUAGAUGUGUUAAUGGAAACCUCAGGAACAGACAUCCUGAAUGAUUCUGAUGUCAGAGCACCCGUCAGCCCCUUACACCUGGCUGCAUACCAUGGACACCAUCAGGCAAUGGAGGUUUUGGUUCAGUCCCUGCUGGAUUUAGAUGUUAGAAACAGCCAAGGGCGCACACCACUAGACCUGGCAGCCUUCAAGGGCCAUGUAGAGUGUGUGGAUGUCCUGAUCAACCAGGGGGCCUCCAUCUUGGUCAAGGAUUUCACCUUGAAGCGAACCCCAAUACAUGCUGCAGCCACCAACGGUCAUUCAGAAUGUUUGCGUUUGCUGAUUGGCAACGCUGAUCUUCAAAGUGCAGUUGACAUUCAAGACGGGAACGGACAAACCCCUCUGAUGCUGGCGGUCCUGAGUGGGCACACAGACUGUGUGUAUUCUCUUCUCAACAAAGGAGCCAGCGUUGAAGCCAAAGACAAGUGGGGCCGGACAGCCUUGCAUCGAGGGGCGGUGACUGGUCACGAAGAAUGUAUGGAGGCCUUGCUUCAGCACAACGCCAGCUUCCUGGUGCGAGACUGCAGAGGCCGUACGCCGGUCCACCUGGCAGCGGCAUGUGGACACAUUGGCGUCCUUGGAGGCCUUUUACAUGCCGCCCAGUCUGUGGAAACGCUCCCCGUGUUGACGGAUAGCCAUGGGUACACCCCGUUGCACUGGGCCUGCUACAAUGGUCAUGAUACGUGUGUGGAGGUUUUGCUGGAGCAGGAAGUUUUUCACAAAGCUGAAGGCAAUCCUUUCAGUCCUCUGCACUGUGCUGUAAUCCGUGACAAUGAAGGUGCUGCUGAAAUGCUCAUAGACACUUUGGGCCCAACCAUUGUCAAUGCCAAAGACGGCAAAAACAGGACCCCUUUGCAUGCUGCAGCCUUCACUGAUCACGUGGAGUGUCUCCAGCUGCUUCUGAGCCACAAUGCCCAGGUCAAUACUGUUGAUGCUGCUGGGAAGAGCCCUCUCAUGAUGGCUGCCGAGAAUGGUCAGACCAAUGCUGUCGAGUUGCUGGUGAGCAGUGCAAAAGCAGAUCUUACUAUUCAGGAUGCUGUGAAGAACACUGCACUUCAUCUGGCAUGCAGUAAGGGUCAUGAAACCAGUGCCUUGUUGAUAUUGGAGAAGAUUUCUGACAGAAAUCUCAUAAAUGCUACAAAUGCCGCCUUACAAACGCCUCUUCACGUGGCUGCAAGAAAUGGAUUGACUGUGGUGGUGCAAGAGCUGCUGGCAAAGGGAGCCAGUGUCCUUGCAGUUGAUGAGAAUGGUUACACGCCUGCCUUGGCUUGUGCCCCCAACAAAGACGUGGCAGACUGCCUCGCCCUGAUUCUGGCCACCAUGAUGCCUGUGUCCCCCUGCACCUCGGCACCCACCCUCCCUUUCAGUGCCAUUAACCACUACACCACCAGCCCCUCCAAGAGUGUCACUUUCGACAGCCUGCCCAUGCUGGGAGGUGAGCAUGGUUCCUACUGCAGCUUCAACAACAUGAGCCAUCACGACGGUUUCUACAAAGAGGAGGAGCUCAACGACUCUGAUUCCGAGACUUAUUAAAGCACGGAGGGAAGCGAAACACAUCAACACACGCUGUGUCUUAAAAUCACCCGAUGGAAGCUUGGGAAGUGAGGAAAAAAGAUGGAAGCCUCCGCAGGAGCCUUAAAAGCCUCCCUGCACACACCAGAGAGUAAGCGACGGAGAAGGAGGUGCAGCAGGCUGGCUCACACUGACCCUGACCUCAGCCAGCACUAGAGAUGUCCUUCAGCAGAUGCUGAACUGAAGUACUCAUUGCUUUACCAACACUGACUUUUUUUUAGCGUGAAAAUGACCGUUUGGGCAGAUAGCAGCUGUUUUAUGGCAAUAACAUCCUGAAGAGGUGUGUUUGCACUCCACCAAGACAGGGACCAAAAGACUCGGAUGCGUUUUAACCCAUUUUUAACAUCAUAACGAUUCAAGACGGAGAAUAUUUUUGGGUUUAUCUGUUACUGAGAAUAAGGGCAGGGGGGUGGGGUCCAAAUUUAAUCUCCCAAUUCAUCUGAACACUCUUUUGAGCUUCAAGUUUGGGGGGGGAGGGGUCAUUUAUUAUUAUUUUUUUCAACAUAAAAAUUUUAAAAUGCCAAUUUUAACAUCUUAAACUCUGUUCUCUCAAAAUGUGAUUUCCUACAUUUCCAAACAUUUGAAAAAUAUGCACCCGGUUAAUAUCAAGUUGAUCAAUCCUGCCGUUGUUUGUUGAUCUAGCCUUUAAAGAAUAAUUUAUUUGUACUUUUGGUUCCUCAUCUGUUCAUUUCGUGCCUUCAUUAGUUACUGAGAAAACAUGGGUUUGUAGAGGCAGCUGUUUAAUUACAGUGAAAGUGCGCUUUAGAAAAGUAUCAAUGCACUGAUUCAGUUCUGAGGCAUCUUUGCUCAGUUUUCAGAAGAGGAAACACUGUAAACCAAUGACAGGGCAGCAUUUGAUUUUUCUAUUGAGUGUUUUUUUUCCUGGUUCUUAUUUUAGUUCUGCUUGCUUUAACUUAAAAACAUUCAAUCACAUCACUUUCAGUUGUCUAUUACAUCAUUUUAAACUGGAAAUAUGUACAUUUGCUAGCUUCAGUAGAAUAAAGAGGAAUUUUCUGUUCCUUGGUUUUCCUUGAAGAAUGAAACUAGCAUGUAUAUAGAAAUUAUGACUGUGAAUUCAAAAUUCCAAUGAAUUCUUUCAGUACGGAGAUUGCUGUAUAUUUUAUGAAUAAUAAAUGAGUUAUUUAAUAAUGAA
This is a messenger RNA of Oryzias latipes (Japanese medaka), 4533 nucleotides long. RefSeq names its product ankyrin repeat domain 28b (gene ankrd28b). Lineage: Eukaryota; Metazoa; Chordata; Actinopteri; Beloniformes; Adrianichthyidae. The record is from RefSeq and is a predicted model, not a curated record. Gene Ontology annotation, molecular function: protein binding.